GUUACUGUUUAAAAGACUGGUCGGAGGACUGAAACCUAUUGGAGACACCCAGCUGCUCUGUUUACUGUAGCCUCAUCAUCAUGCGUGAGAUUGUACAUCUGCAAAUUGGACAAUGUGGCAACCAGAUCGGCUCAAAGUUUUGGGAAGUGAUCAGUGAUGAGCAUGGGCUCAAUGCAACAGGCAUCUAUGAGGGAGACAGCGACCUCCAACUGGAGAGAGUCAACGUCUACUUCAACGAGGCACAUGGUGGUAAAUAUGUCCCCAGGGCUCUGCUCGUUGACCUGGAGCCUGGUACAAUGGACAGUGUAAGAGGAAGCCGCAUCGGGGGCCUUUUUAGACCCGACAACUUCAUCCAUGGGAACUCGGGGGCUGGGAAUAACUGGGCUAAGGGCCACUACACAGAGGGAGCAGAGCUGGUGGAUCAGGUGAUCGACAGGGUGAGGAACGAGAGUGAAAGCUGUGAUUGCCUGCAGGGCUUCCAGCUGGUUCACUCAUUGGGGGGUGGCACUGGCUCUGGCAUGGGAACGCUCAUCAUCAACAAGAUCAGAGAGGAGUACCCUGACCGCAUCAUGAACAGCUUCAGCAUCAUGCCCUCCCCUAAGGUCUCUGACACGGUGGUGGAGCCCUACAAUGCCACCCUGUCAGUCCACCAACUCCUGGAGAACACGGACGAGACCUUCUGCAUCGACAACGAGGCCCUCUACGACAUCUGUUUCCGCACGCUGAAACUGACCACUCCUACUUACGGGGACCUCAACCACUUGGUCUGCAUGACCAUGAGUGGGGUCACGACAUCUCUGAGGUUCCCAGGACAGCUGAACGCAGACCUGAGGAAGCUGGCUGUCAACAUGGUGCCUUUCCCUCGCCUCCACUUCUUCAUGCCCGGCUUUGCCCCCCUGACGGCCCGUGGCAGCCAACAGUAUCGAGCCCUAACGGUGCCUGAGCUCACCCAGCAGAUGUUUGAUGCUCGCAACAUGAUGACGGCAUGUGACCCAAGGCGGGGGCGCUAUCUCACAGUUGCUGGCAUGUUCCGUGGCCAGAUGUCUACCAAGCAGGUAGAUGAACAGAUGCUUGCGAUGCAGCAGAAAAACAGCAACUACUUUGUGGACUGGAUCCCCCAUAAUGUCAAGGUUGCUGUGUGUGACAUCCCACCCCGAGGCCUCAAAAUGGCCUCCACCUUCAUCGGCAAUAACACAGCCAUUCAAGAGAUAUUCCGUCGUGUGGGUGAGCAGUUCUCCCUGAUGUUCAGACGCAAAGCUUUUCUCCACUGGUACACAGGAGAAGGUAUGGAUGAAAUGGAGUUCACUGAGGCAGAGAGCAACCUCAACGAUCUGGUGUCAGAGUACCAGCAGUACCAAGAUGCCACUGCUGAUCAAGAUUGGGAAGCAGAGGAAGAAGAAGAGGGGGAACCCUCAUCGACAGUGACAACAAAAGUUCAGUCUCAGGUGGAAGUUAAACCGGAAUCAGUGACAGAAAAGAGCAAAGAUACUGUAGAUGAGUAGAGAGCAUAGGGCUUACAGAGUGGUGUGUAGCUUUGACACCUUGUUGCAAGGGUAUGGAAAAUAUAUGUUAGAUUUUUGAUCUGAGAAGGAAUUUUUAUUUUGUGGUUUUAAUAUAUGCCUAUGGUUGAUAGCUUUUACUUGAUCAAAGGUGUGGUGACAUUUAAACAAUAGUGCUUAUUAUGUUGUAUUCUUAAAAUUAUUUGUAAACUUGCAUAGAGUCAAGUUAUUUUUUUAUAGUAAAUAUUUGAAAUCAUGGGAAUUUUGCAUGUAUAUAUAUUCAGAGUUUAAUGUUCUGCCAGCUCUACAAUCCGCAGCCAUAAAAAUAAAAUUGUGAUAUUUAUACUGUUUGAGAAAUAUUUUUUUCAGACCUACAGUAUGUGUUGCUUUG
Molecule: messenger RNA, 1890 nt
Organism: Scatophagus argus
Lineage: Eukaryota; Metazoa; Chordata; Actinopteri; Scatophagidae
Gene: tubb1
Product: tubulin, beta 1 class VI
Exons: 4
Coding region: 81-1502 (473 amino acids)
Biological process (GO): microtubule cytoskeleton organization; mitotic cell cycle
Cellular component (GO): microtubule; cytoplasm
Molecular function (GO): GTPase activity; GTP binding; structural constituent of cytoskeleton
Source: RefSeq, a predicted model, not a curated record